Messenger RNA from Durio zibethinus, 1485 nucleotides. NCBI's taxonomy places the organism in Eukaryota, Viridiplantae, Streptophyta, Magnoliopsida, Malvales, Malvaceae. The record is from RefSeq and is a predicted model, not a curated record.
GUAGCCGAAUCAAUCAUGGGAUUCGCAGGAGAUGAGGAAGCAGCAGCCGAAGUACCAGGACUUGGAGGGUCUCUUUUCAGGUACAACUCACCCCUGGUACAGGUCAGCUUAAUAGGUCUAGUAUGCUUCUGUUGUCCUGGCAUGUUCAAUGCCCUUUCUGGCAUGGGAGGUGGUGGCCAGGUUGAUCCUACUGCAGCUAAUAACGCCAACACAGCUCUGUACGCGACCUUUUCCAUCUUUGGAAUCCUUGGUGGUGGCAUCUACAACAUCUUUGGACCAAGGAUUACCCUUGCCAUAGGCUGCUCCACAUAUGUUCUUUAUGCUGGCUCUUUCCUUUACUACAAUCACCACAAAGACCAGACUUUCGCUAUCACUGCUGGUGCUUUGCUUGGUAUCGGUGCAGGACUUCUUUGGGCCGGGCAAGGUGCUAUCAUGACUUCCUAUCCCACUCCUGCUCGUAAAGGCACCUAUAUUUCGCUCUUCUGGACUAUUUUCAAUUUCGGUGGUGUCAUCGGUGGAUUCAUACCUUUCAUCCUGAACUACCACCGUGAAAACGCGGAAUCUGUCGAUGACAAGACAUAUAUUACCUUCAUGUGUUUCAUGUCAGCUGGUGCCCUCAUCUCAUUUGCAAUUCUACCCCCUGAUCGUGUUGUCAGAGAUGAUGGUACUCGUUGCACCAACAUCAAAUAUUCAAAUGUUACCACAGAGGCUAUUGAGAUUCUUAAGCUCUUUCGUAAUUGGAAGCUGAGUCUCAUCAUCCCAGCUGCCUGGGCUAGCAACUUCUUCUACAGCUACCAGUUCGAUAAUGUUAAUGGUUUGAUGUUUAAUCUGAGAACAAGAGGAUUUAACAAUGUCUUUUAUUGGGGGGCUCAAAUGAUAGGUUCAGUUGCAAUUGGAUAUGUUCUAGACUUCAGUUUCAAGAGCAGAAGAACUAGAGGUUUGGUUGGGAUAGGAAUUGUCGCUGUGCUUGGAACUGCAAUUUGGGCUGGUGGCCUUGCCAAUCAGUUGAAUUAUUCUCUUCACAAGCUUCCCAAGCGGUUGGAUUUCAAAAAAUCCGGAAAUGAAUUUGCUGGACCUUUCGUAUUGUACUUUUGCUAUGGAUUAUUGGAUGCCAUGUUUCAAAGUUUGGUUUAUUGGGUGAUUGGAGCAUUAGCUGAUAACUCAGAGACCCUCAGCAGAUAUAACGGUUUCUACAAGGGAGUGCAGAGUGCAGGAGCUGCAGUUGCCUGGCAAGUAGUAGACAAAAAUAAGGUUCCCUUGCUCAACCAGCUGAUUGUGAAUUGGGCGCUUACCACUUUGAGUUAUCCAUUGCUGGCAGUCCUCGUUUACAUGGCGGUCAAGGAUGAUAAUAAGUCUGCGAAAGAUGCUGAAACUGAUUCUGGACUGCCUCCCCCUGCUUCAGUGAAAGAUGGUUACAAAGAACUUGACAAGUCUGCUCCUGCUACAGAAAAGGAUGCUUCCCUAGAACUUGGGAAGUCUACCUGA